AUGGGAGAUGUAGAACUGGAAGGAGUGGACUUGCAGACUUGGGGAAAAUGGAUGCUUGAAGCCAUAAAAAAAAUACGUUCUCAAAAACAAAGACCGUCGGCGGAACGUAUAAUUCAUGCCAUAAGACAGCAUCACAAUUUCCACGAAGAUGUUAUAGCAGAAGCUUUAGACCAGUCUGUCAAACAGGGAAUCGUUUUAAAAGUUUUCAACAAAGGUCAAAGCACAUACAAAGAUCCCGAAGGAGUUCCAGUCAGGCAGCUUAACCUUGCAAAGUGCUCUGAUUUAUCAAGAAUUGUCGUCAAAGCUGCUAGGGAACUGGGAGAAAGAGAUGGAUCGUCUCUUAAAUCUAUCGAAAGGCACAUUCAGCUUACGUAUGAAGUUGAUGUACCACCAAACAUGGAUUUAAGCUCGGUACUUAGACUUUCAACCAAGCGUGCAAUUGCUCGAGGUCAACUGGUUAAAAGGGGUAAUAAUUUCAAACCUGUCGAAGAAGUUGGAUCAGGAACCAGUAGGAAAAAAAUGGAAGUAUGUAAAGUAGAUCAGAAACCAUCCAAUGCGAACACUUCUUUUACCAAGUCGAGUUCUGCAUUACCCAUUUGUGGAGAAUGCUUAGGUACGUCUGCAAAAAAUCGUCUAGGAAAAGAAGAGCCAUUGAGUUCAUGUUCGAAAUGUGGUACAUCAAUACAUUUAUCUUGUUCUCCUGGAGGUUUUGGCAAUGAGUUCGCAUUGCAGUUGAAAAAGGGAGGACAGUGGGUUUGCGAAGAAUGUAGCACUUGUAAGGGAUGCGGUCGUUCAAACGAUCAAACUUGCCUUUUAUGUUGUAACGAAUGCAAUGCCGCGUAUCAUUGGUCCUGUUUGGAUCCCUUAGCAGAUCGUCGUCCCAAACGACCUUGGCGAUGUCGACAGUGCAUCCAAAAUCAGCUAAAAGCAGAUACCAAAUCGAAAAAAUUGAGGGCAGCUGAAAGCGUGAAAAAUAAGUAUUCAAAAGUGAGAGGAGAAAGUAGAAACCAAAGGUUUUCAGAAAAUUCCAAGUCUUAUCAAGUUUUAAAAAUGUCGAGCCUUGAAAAGUCGAUACGACAGCGAUUGACGAAACAAGCGAGGUUAAAAAGGAGAAGAACGAAAAGUUCAGACUUUGACAGUUCGAGCUGUGGAUAUGGUAAAGAUGAAGAUUCUCUUUGGUUUGACCCUGGUAGGCAAUUAGAGGAAAAAAGUGAUAAAAUAUCAAAAGAAAAGCAAAAGUUUUUCAGGCACAGUGCUUUCAACAAAGGUUCUAAGAAUAAAUUAACGACAGAUUUAACAGAUGAGAACAAAUCGAAAGCGAAAGAGCAGGCUUGGGGGUUUGCGGCUGCUGCUGCUGGCGGCAUAGCAACCGGACCUUUUAGCUUGUCCGUCCGCGACAGUGGAAGCAGUAACGAUACCGCUCAGCCGUGCACUUCAACUAACGAUAGUUACGAAAAAUAUAAAUCUGGGUUUGGCCGGCUCAAGGGUUUAUUCGACGGUCUAAGUCAUUUAUUUGCCGCUCCGAGCCAUGCCAGAAUGCGUCCGGGCACGUUUUCAAAUUACGGUCUCUCUAAGAGAAAACCCAAAAAUCCCGAUGGGAAAACAUUAGAAACCGAUAAAGAAAUGAUAACGAUAGAUAAAAAUCUUUCACCCUCGAUGACGCCCUCACGUUUAUUUAAAACUGCCGUGAGCAGUAAGCAACACGAACAAGAGAGAAGGCGAAUUAUAUCGGGGGACUUGUUCAAUGCCGGGACACGGAUGGAAGAGAUAAAGAUGAAAAAGAGACAUAUUAUCGCAGAAGCUACGGCCACCCAGCAGCAUCACCGCGGAACAAACUCGGGGUCCAAUGACAUAACGGAUGCUGUUUUGCAAAAGGCAAGUUUACCUCCAGGUGUCACACCUAAAGACGUUGAAUUGUUUAAAGAAACGAGAGAAAGAUCGAAUUCUGUGAGGAGUAAUAAUAGUUUUUCUCUUGACAGUGAUAGAUGUCCGGCCGCGAUAGAAUUUGGAAAAUACGUCAUCGAAACUUGGUAUUCGUCUCCCUUUCCACAAGAAUAUGCCAGAUUGCCGAAAUUAUUUCUAUGCGAAUUUUGUUUGAAAUAUACAAAGAGUAAAGGCGUUUUGGAACGACAUCAGGACAAGUGCACGUGGAGGCAUCCUCCGGCCACCGAGAUUUAUCGGUGUAACGAUUUAUCCGUUUUCGAAGUGGAUGGAAACGUCAAUAAAAUUUAUUGCCAAAACCUUUGCCUUCUUGCGAAAUUGUUUUUAGAUCAUAAGACUUUAUAUUACGACGUUGAGCCUUUUUUAUUUUAUGUACUCACGAAAAAUGAUGAAAAGGGUUGUCAUUUAGUGGGAUAUUUUUCUAAAGAAAAACAUUGUGCCCAAAAAUACAACGUGUCGUGUAUUAUGACAAUGCCGCAGUAUCAAAGACAGGGUUACGGACGAUUUUUAAUUCAUUUUAGUUAUUUGCUAUCGAAAGAAGAGGGUCAACCUGGAACGCCUGAAAAACCGUUGUCCGAUUUAGGGCGUGUAUCGUAUCACGCUUAUUGGAAAUCGGUCAUAUUAGAAUAUUUGGCAGCACACAGAGAUGUCGGAAAAGAUAACAUGCAAGUAACAAUAGAUGCUAUAAGUAAAGAGACUGGAAUGUAUGGACAUGAUAUAGCAGCAACUUUGCAAAUGAUGGAUAUGAUAUGUCUGAUAAAAGUUUCGGAGCCUGCAGCCAAUUGUAAUCCUUGGGCUUCGGCAUCGGAAAAAAGUAAACUUGCUCUUUGCGUCGAUUGGAACUUGGUGAAAGAGCAUGCGGAAAAGGCAGCCAAAAGUAAAACGCGAAUACGAAUAGAUCCAGACUGUCUAAGGUGGAAACCUUUAAUGACUCAAAUUCCUAAUCCUUACCAGGACGCGGAAGAAAAUUUACAAUCUAACGAAUCCGCGGAAGAUGUGAUUGGCGAAAAAAAUGGAGAGAGCGAAAAGAAUGAACCGUCUUCUUCUUCGUUUGAAUCACCAUCCGUCAAAACAAGCAAAAAGGGAAAGAAACAAACAUACGAUUCGUCAUUCGAAACCCCUCUCUCCACGGACGAACCGUUAUUCAAAAGGGAGAAAAGAAAAAGGAAAAUAUCAGAAGCACCCGGUGAUGUCACACCGGCAAAACAAGAAAAAUCAAUUAAUUCAUCGAAAAGAAGAAUUUUAAGCGUGUCUUCGAAAAUAAAAGGGUUGGAGGAGGAGAGUAAAAAGACGGAAUUAUUAAAUCCUGAUAAUCUUCAAAAUAGAGUUAUCGAGGAUCAGGAGCAAAUUCUUAAAAGUGUCAAAAAGGCGUCGAAAAAUAGGAGGAUAAAUUAUUCAAGCGAAUCAUCUUCCUUUCAGAAUAAAUUAAAGAGCAACAACAAGGAAGACGAAGAGGUUAACCUUAAAAGAGUUUCUCGUUCUCACUCCAAAGAAUCGAAAAAUCAAGAGGAAAAGGCUGUCGUUGGUAAGAAUUCGGGAACAAAAACAGGGGAAUCCGUCGACUCGACGCCAAAAGUAUUAUCAUCAAGGUCGAAGAAAAAAUUUAGAGGGAAAUCGAAGAAAUCUAAGAAAAAUUGGCAAAAGCAUAAAAAAGAAAUUAAAAUGCCCGAACUCAAACCUGAAAUUCAAUCUACGUUAAAAAGAAGGGACAGCAUUCAUUUGGCGCCAUCUUUAUCUCCCGCUCCGGAGAAAAAUGAUGCUGCUGCUGCUGCCGCCGCCGAAGAUGUCGUUAAAGAAAAGAAAGACGAUGUUCGGAGUAGUAGCAGACUACGAAAGAGUAUAUUGCCGAAUAGCAAAAAAUCCGUCCGGUGUCGUAAAAAACAAAUCAACUACGCAGUGCCUGCAACACAGAAAACUAGCAUGAGUGAAGAUUCAGACGAAAGUAAUUUACCAUUAGCCGUUUCUAUGUUGCAAACUACAGAUAAGCACAAUGACCUUCCCGACCAGAAGGGAAGCGAUUCAAGUCAAAAUGUUGAAGAAAAUGUAAGCUGUGAUAAAAAAGGAAUAGGAAACAAGAAUACUGCGAAUAAUAAAAAUAGUACUAACACGAGUAAAAAUGAAAGUAACAAUAGUAGUAAUAAUAAUAAUAGUAUUAAUAACAACAAUUAUGGUAAUAGUACUGACGGUAGUAACAAUAGUGAUUGCAAUAGUAAUAAUAACAACAACAAUAAUAAUAAUAGUAAUAAUAAUAACAACAACAAUAUUUGUAACAAAGAUCUUAUAAAAGACGAAUUGAAAAUGGAAGAAAUAGCGGAUAAAGAAGUAGAAAAAAUUUUAGAACCUUUACUCGAAAAGGGAUCGAGUGAUAAAGAAGCGGAAGAAACAUCGAGAGGAACCAAUGAAUGUAAAGAAGUUUCAGUUGAGGACGAAGAAAAUUCCAAAUUGCAUAAUAAAGAACAAUCCGAUAGUCGUGUCAGUGAUCAAGUGGCUGUGCUUAGUUCAGAAAAAACCCUGUUUGCGGACUCGAAAGAAAAAGACACGCCGCAUACGCGGAACGAAUUGAUAGAAUGCGAAGAAAAUUUGGAGCAGCAAAAUAAAAGUGGUUAUUCCGAGACGAAAGAAGUGCUAGUAGUAACGGUGAACCGGUGCGUUGAAAAUUCUGAUUUAAAAUUUUUUAAGGCUGAAAAUGAAUCUCAAGACAAACAGUUGAAUAACGUUAAUACCGUGAAAAAUUGUGAAGUUGACCAAGGGAAAACGGUUAGUGUAAACGAUGAGGGUACGGAAUCGAAAGAAACAGAUGUGAAAAAAACCGAAGACGCGAAUCAUCAAGCGGAAGAAUGUCAAAAGUCGGAAAGGUUCGAUAGUAAACGCCAUAAUAAAGAUGAAAGUGAGGUCGAAUCCAAUCGAGAAGAGCAGAAGAAAAUCCAUCGUAACGAGCCAAAGUCCAUUUCUGACUUCGAAUUGGGUGACCAAUGCUUGAAAGACAGUAGCCAACUGUGUAAGGACGACAGAAAUGUCGACAAGAUCGAGGAGAACGAAAAUGCAAAAACGAGUGUCGAAACAAAAGAUGAAAAAUUUGAGAAUGAUAAAAAGGCUAACAACAAAAAUUCUCCUAAUGUUGUCAUCGUGGACGAUCAAGAGCGUGACAAAAAUUUAGGAAAGGCUGAAAAUAGUAACGACAGUUCACAGUGGAGUCAAUGUUCAACGCAAACAAGAGUGGAGGACGAAAAACCUAAAAGCUGCGAGGUAGUGGAAGUUUCGACGACUCCCCCUUGUAUAAAAAGAACACCGCCUACGCCAUCACAACCCGACAUACCUAGCAUGGGCGUCUACACUCCCGAUUCGACCACGAAUUCCGUUCAUUCGCUGCACGGGUACGGUCAAUGCGAUUUAGAUGUCAGUCAGUUGGGUCUGGAAAGUCCGACGUCGAUUUCUUCGAACGAUUUGAACCCGGAAUCCGUGAGACCUCCUUCCGUUGUUUCCCAUCCCGCUCCUCACCAUCAAACGUUUGAAUGCUCUCAACAAGUGGUUGGACACCAACAUUUAUCGGUUCCGGCAUCUUCUCCGCAACAUCAACAUGCCAUACAAAUGGCACAAUACAUGCAAGCUCAUUUACAUCAUCAAACGAAGCCCACGAAACACAGGGGACGAUCCUCUCAACAGCAACCCAAACAACAACCGUCUGCGCAACACAGAGGAAAUUCUCCUCAUCAAAGGAGGCCGCCCUCGCCUUUGCUACAGCCGCCCCAACAGCAAAAUAGAACUUCUUCUCCUGCAUCAGGCCAUCAACAACAGCAAAUGACCAAUGAGCAGCAACUUCAGCUGCAUAAUCAAAUGAUGCAACAAGCGGGAUAUUCCCAUCAUCACGCACCCAUACAGCAUCAUCAUACGCCUCACAACAUUAUUUCUCAAGCUAACUACAUGGGAAUGUCCCAGGCUAGUAGUUACGUCAGCGUUCCCAUGACUACGGUCAUUCAACAUCACAUGGCUCAACAAUCGGCAGCACUAGGUCAUCAACGUUGUACCGUUUCCACUCCCACUAACUUUUACAUUCAAACGCACAACCCCACACCGGCUUCAUCUUCCACUCAGACUCCGUCGUGCAGCUUGGCCAAAUUGCAACAACUCACCAACGGUUUGGAAAUGAUACCUCCGUCUUGCAGCAACGUUACGCCUCCACCCGCUUGCAGCACGGUGACUCCUCCGCCACUUCAACCUCAUCACGUGCACGGUACAAUGACUCCUCCUCCACCGACGAGGCAAUUGGAAAUACAGCAACAGAGUGCUCGAUCUCUCGCCACACCUCCCGCAUCGAGUCAAGUCACGGGAACUCCUUCCGUUCAUCAAAUGCAAGCGGCAAGCGCGAGAGUGAGUCCGAACGUGCCCGCUCUCAAUCCCAAUCUCGUGGCUCAAUACGGCGGACUCAACGGGUACAGGGUAGCUGCUCAGCAAGGGUCUCCGGUCACCGGGUACAUAGCAAAUUCGGCCGGAUUCAUGAAUCAACCUCCUCAAAUGCCCGUCCAAAUGGGAGUCAUGAACAUGCAAAGUCAAUACCAGGAUCAAGCUUUGCAAAGAGCACAACAGAGUCCCAUGUACACGACGUACGGGUACAUCAACAGUAGUUUAAUGCAACCGUUGAACGGUUCAAUGAGGAGGUAG
Messenger RNA from Pediculus humanus corporis (human body louse), 6600 nucleotides. RefSeq names its product myst histone acetyltransferase, putative. Gene Ontology annotation, cellular component: MOZ/MORF histone acetyltransferase complex; nucleosome. Bases 1 to 6600 code for a protein of 2199 amino acids. Gene Ontology annotation, biological process: nucleosome assembly; regulation of DNA-templated transcription. The record is from RefSeq and is a predicted model, not a curated record. Gene Ontology annotation, molecular function: histone acetyltransferase activity; DNA binding. The transcript is spliced from 12 exons. NCBI's taxonomy places the organism in Eukaryota, Metazoa, Arthropoda, Insecta, Psocodea, Pediculidae.